Molecule: messenger RNA, 408 nt
Organism: Ambispora leptoticha
Lineage: Eukaryota; Fungi; Glomeromycota; Glomeromycetes; Archaeosporales; Ambisporaceae
Source: the annotation of a GenBank genome assembly
AUGUCUUCCUCAAUUCCCACAACUCCCCAGAUAAAAGUAUAUGGCCAAACUCAUUUAUAUCUGACAACACCCAUAUACUUCCAAUUAGUAGUAUUAAAGGAUUCAGCAUUUGCUUGGGUGGCAAGCCACGGUAACGAAGUACUACAGAAUUUGGCCGUUGCCAUGCCGCCAGUUUCUUAUGGAGGUCGAGACAGUUCACUGGUACCACCAGCUACGACUUUGCUAACAAGAAACGUAAAUGAACUUUCAAAGCAGUUAGGACAGAAAUUAGCUCGAAAAUUCAAUAAACAAUUCCUUGUGAGUCUGAAUCUCCCACCAAUAACUGAUCAGGGGUUGAUUGCAUUUGCGGAAAAGAAACUUGUAGCAUUUAUUAAAGAAAUAUUCGAGCCUUCAUCCACAUCUUCAUAA